This is a messenger RNA of Candidula unifasciata, 983 nucleotides long. The record is from the annotation of a GenBank genome assembly. NCBI's taxonomy places the organism in Eukaryota, Metazoa, Mollusca, Gastropoda, Stylommatophora, Geomitridae.
GUGGCCAAAUGCGGUUACUGUGUCAUCGUGAUAGGGAUCUACUGGGUCACGGAGGUGGUUCCACUGGCCGUGACCUCCCUACUGCCAGUGGUGCUGUUCCCUGCCUUUGGCAUUAUGACGACCAAAGCUAUAUGUCGGGCAUAUGUGCAGGAUACGCUGAUGCUUUUUCUGGGGAGUCUGAUAGUUGCUGUGGCUGUUGAGAAGUGGAAUCUUCACAAACGUCUGGCUUUGAGGACACUGACUUUAGUGGGGCCUGAACCCAAAUGGCUUCUACUGGGGGUGAUGCUACCCACCUGGAUCUUGUCGAUGUGGAUGAGUAACACAGCCACCACAGCAAUGAUGAUGCCAAUUGUUACAGCUAUCCUGCAUCAGAUCAAGGACUGCCAGUCACAGGACUGCCAUGAAGAAAUACUGAUGGAUGAGCAUCAUGGAAUGGUAAUCACCGUUGAUGGCACAGAAAAUAACUAUACAGACCACAAAAAGAAGGAGAUGGAAAUUGAGGAAAGAAGACUGACCUACAACAGAGCAGAGAGGGAGAAUCAAUUUUUAGGAUUUGCCAAGACAUUUUCCCUGGCUGCAGCUUUUAGUUCAAACAUUGGAGGAAUGGCUACUUUGACAGGAACUCCACCCAAUGUCAUAUUCAAGGGCUUGUCUGACAGCCUGUACCUGAAAUAUGCAGCUGCCAACCCAGUCAACUUUGCCAACUGGCUGGCUUUAGGUAUACCAAUGGCUAUCAUUCUUUUUGUGUUCCUCUGGCUCUGGAUGCAGCUCUACUCUCAAGGACUCAGCUGCCUGAAGUUUUGGAAAAAGGAUAAAACUUGUUAUGAAAAAGUGAGGAUAUCCCUGAGGGAGGAGUACGUCAAAAUGGGACCAAUGUCAUUUGCAGAAAUUUUGGUGCUUAUCAAUUUUGUACUGCUGGCGCUACUGUGGGUGACGCGAAAACCAGGAUUCAUUCCAGGCUGGAAUUCUUUAUUCGAUCCAGG